Periconia digitata is the source of this 308-nucleotide messenger RNA. NCBI's taxonomy places the organism in Eukaryota, Fungi, Ascomycota, Dothideomycetes, Pleosporales, Periconiaceae. The record is from the annotation of a GenBank genome assembly.
ACAUGACGGCUUGUCUCGUCUUCUACUGCGCCAACGUCACCACCCUGCAUGGCCCUCUGAUUUGCUCGAGCGAGUGCUUAUACAUCACGUUUCCUGCUUUACACAAGACUGACAUAAGACGCUACAUGCACUACGCAAUUUACAUGCUCUCUUCCUCUGCCGCUCUGUCGACGAGCACUGCCCUCAGACCCUCGGUUUCACUCGGGAUCCUUCACUUGCCCAUGGCUUACGAGCAUAGCACAUCUUCCCCGAAUCGGGUGCAGCAUACGUACUGGUCGUCAGAAUGUCUCAAUGCAACACAGGAUUAA